Camelina sativa (false flax) is the source of this 2329-nucleotide messenger RNA. The record is from RefSeq and is a predicted model, not a curated record. Lineage: Eukaryota; Viridiplantae; Streptophyta; Magnoliopsida; Brassicales; Brassicaceae.
UAGUACUUUUUACUGAUCUUGGGACUGUUUGGCUUGGUCACCAAGUUUUGUGAAAAUGGAGAUGAGAGCUUUGGUUUCUUCGUGUUCUACCGGUAAUGGAGGUUCUGAUCCGAUCAGCCUCACGAAUGGUUCUCCAUGGAUCACAACAGUUGGUGGUGGUGCAAGUACCAUGGACAGAGAGUUUCCAUUGACUGUGAAGCUGGGAAGUAGUAUGAGAGCCUUCAAAGGAGUAAGCACAACAACAGUUUUGUCUCGGACCAAACAACAGUUUCCUCUGGUAUGCUUAGCAAGAAACAAUGCGAACAGCACUGAUCCGACCUCGUUCUGGGAGAAUGAUAUAUCUGAAGCUCAAAGGACAGUUUUACCGGCUGAAUCUAUUAACGGGGAUAAGAGUGCUGUAGAACCAGGUAGAAAUGAUGUGACGGUGUCUGAAGUGGAUGAGUUCUGUAAAGCACUUGGAGGGAAAAGGCCAAUCCAUAGUAUAUUGGUUGCUACCAAUGGAAUGGCAGCUGUGAAGUUUAUACGCAGUAUCAGAACAUGGGCUUACCAAACCUUUGGCUCAGAAAAAUCCAUAUCGUUGGUGGCCAUGGCAACUACUGAAGACAUGCGGAUCAAUGCUGAGCAUAUCAGAAUCGCUGAUCAGUUUGUUGAGGUUCCAGGAGGAACUAACAAUAACAAUUAUGCUAAUGUUCAGCUUAUUGUAGAGAUGGCUGAGGCAACUCGUGUGGAUGCAGUUUGGCCUGGUUGGGGUCAUGCAUCUGAAAACCCUGAAUUACCUGAUGCCUUGAGGGCAAAAGGAAUCAUAUUUCUUGGUCCUCCUGCUACAUCAAUGGUGGCAUUAGGAGAUAAGAUUGGUUCGUCGUUGAUUGCACAAGCUGCUGAUGUACCUACUCUGCCAUGGAGUGGUUCCCAUGUUAAAAUACCUCCAGGGAGCAGCUUGGUAACGAUCCCAGAGGAAAUCUACAAGAAAGCUUGUGUCUACACAACUGAAGAAGCAAUUGCUAGUUGUCAAGUUGUUGGUUACCCGGCAAUGAUCAAAGCGUCGUGGGGUGGUGGCGGUAAAGGCAUUAGGAAGGUUCAUAAUGAUGAUGAGGUUAGGGCACUAUUCAAACAAGUUCAAGGUGAGGUCCCUGGCUCGCCGAUAUUCAUAAUGAAGGUUGCUUCAGAGAGUCGGCAUUUAGAGGUCCAGCUGCUGUGUGACCAAUAUGGAAACGUAUCAGCUUUGCAUAGCCGUGAUUGUAGCGUCCAGAGAAGACACCAAAAGAUCAUAGAGGAAGGUCCAAUCACCGUGGCUCCCCAAGAAACCGUCAAGAAACUUGAGCAAGCAGCUAGAAGGUUGGCUAAGAGUGUUAACUAUGUUGGAGCUGCUACUGUUGAGUAUCUCUAUAGUAUGGACACUGGGGAGUACUACUUCUUAGAGCUUAACCCUCGUUUACAGGUUGAGCACCCUGUAACUGAGUGGAUUGCUGAGAUAAAUCUUCCUGCUGCACAAGUUGCUGUUGGGAUGGGAAUUCCUCUCUGGCAAAUCCCUGAGAUAAGACGCUUCUAUGGUAUAAAACAUAGUGGAGGCUAUGAUUCUUGGAGACAAACCUCUGUUGCAGCCUUCCCUUUUGAUUUUGAUGAAGCUGACUCUAUAAGGCCUAAAGGUCAUUGUGUGGCUGUACGCGUGACAAGCGAGGAUCCUGAUGACGGGUUCAAGCCCACCAGCGGUAAAAUACAGGAAUUGAGUUUUAAGAGCAAGCCAAAUGUGUGGGCCUACUUUUCUGUCAAGUCUGGUGGAGGCAUCCACGAGUUCUCAGAUUCCCAGUUUGGACAUGUUUUUGCAUUUGGGGAAUCCAGAGCCAUGGCAAUAGCAAAUAUGGUUCUUGGGCUGAAAGAAAUUCAAAUUCGUGGAGAAAUUAGGACUAACGUUGACUACACGAUCGACCUUCUACAUGCUUCUGAUUACCGGGAGAACAAAAUACACACUGGUUGGUUGGACAGUAGGAUUGCUAUGCGGGUUAGAGCAGAGAGGCCUCCGUGGUAUCUCUCUGUUGUCGGCGGGGCUCUCCAUAAAGCAUCAACCACCAGUGCUGCUGUGGUUUCAGAUUACGUUGGUUACCUAGAAAAGGGGCAAAUUCCCCCAAAGCACAUAUCUCUUGUGCAUUCUCAAGUGUCACUGAAUAUUGAAGGCACUAAAUAUACGAUUGAUGUAGUUAGGGGUGGAUCAGGAUCCUACAGGCUAAGAAUGAAUAACUCAGAAGUUGUAUCAGAAAUACACACUCUACGUGAUGGAGGUCUGUUGAUGCAGGCAAGUUUUCUGCCUUUGUUCUAUACUACAAGACAGUGA